Molecule: messenger RNA, 4762 nt
Organism: Rana temporaria (common frog)
Lineage: Eukaryota; Metazoa; Chordata; Amphibia; Anura; Ranidae
Gene: SSX2IP
Product: SSX family member 2 interacting protein
Exons: 14
Coding region: 252-1913 (553 amino acids)
Source: RefSeq, a predicted model, not a curated record
UUCUCCGCCCCUCCGCUCCCUGGUUGCUUGGUGAUAGCCUCUAUCUCCGCCCCUCCGCUCUCCCGUUGCCUAGUUACCGCUCAGGCCUUCGGGCCGGCAGUUUAGUGGCCCAAGACUAUAAACCUCCGGAGGCCGAGCAGCCCCGGGCCGCCCGUAUUCUUCACAGCCCGGGGGAGAGCGGGAACUCAGGAAAUGUCUGCAUAGAUGAAUCAUUUGUGUUACCUACGUUGUAAUAGUCAUCUACCUAAUUCAUGCAGGCUAUGGGUGAUUGGAGGACAAACAACAUGCCAGAGUCAGCAACCAGAAUAAUUUCCCGCUACAACUCUGAACCCAGAAUACCAUCCCCAAGCUAUCUGCAGUCAACACUCAACAACCGCAAGUGCUCUCAAGAUUCAGAUUUCUGCAAUGAUGACAACGUAGAACAAUGUGUCGCAUAUCUUGACCAGGAGUUGAAGACUUUGGGGUUUCCGUCCUUGCAAACCGCAUCGAAGAAUGGCAGUGGGAGACGGUUGCAUGUGGUGUCAAUAUUAAACUGCAUCUAUGAGCUGCUUCAGCGUCACACAAAAGACUUGCGGAGGAGAGAAGAUGUGGAAACCCAAAUCCUCAAAAUAAAUAGUGACUUGGAGUAUUUGCAGAGUAAUCACAGCAAACUUAAGGAUCAGCUUGAAGUGACUAAGCGGGAGAAUGCUGCUCUUCUGGAAAAAGAACGACAGCAGCUGUGCAAGAAUAACAACCUCCUGCAGCUGCUGAAGAAUGAGAAAGAGGAGGUUCAGAAAUUACAGAACAUUAUUGCUAGCCGCUCCACACAGCACAACCACAACAUGAAGAGGAAGGAGAGGGAGUACAAUAAGUUGAAGGAGAGAUUGUGCCAGCUAGUGAUGGAUAAGAAGGACAAGAAAAUAUCCAUCGAUGUGCUGAAUUAUGUGGGCCGCGCUGAUGGUAAAAGGAUGGCUUGGAGAACAAAUAAAACUGAUGCCAAGAACGAGGAGGAGAUGUACAAAGUUCUGCUUGGUGAUUAUGAACAGCGACAGAAGCAGCUCAUGCUGGAGAAUGCAGAACUGAAGAAAGUCCUGCAGCAAAUGAAGAAAGAAAUGAUCUCCAUCCUCAGCCCACAGAAACCGAGAGCGAAGGACAGAUUGGAAGAUAGUCUGGGACCAGCUUUUUCAGAUACUGAGGAAGAUCCAGCAGACUCUAGUAAAGACCACCUGUCAGAAUUAUCAUGUGAGGCAGCCAGAGAGCAGCUGGUCAAUAGCAUUCGCCAGCAAUGGCGGAUACUUAAAAACCACGUGGAAAAGCUGGACAACCAAGCUGCCCAAGUACGUGUGGUAUCACCAGACCGUAAGGGGUCAAUUGCCAGGGAAGUGCAUGAGAGAGAGAUGGAACGACUGAAAAAUGAAAUCCAGGAGUGCAGGGAAACCAUCAAGAGCCAGCAGCAUCUUUUGCAGCAGCAAAUCAUUGUUGGAAAUGAUGAAGAUACAUCUGCCCUCCUCCAGGACUGCUACCUCCUUGAGGACCAGGAGCGUCUCCAGGAAGAAUGGAGAUUAUUUAAUGAGCAAAAAAAGAACUUUGAAAAAGAGAGAAGGAAUUUUACUGAAGCUGCCAUUCGUCUGGGACACGAGAAAAAGGCGUUUGAAGAGGACCGGGCAAUGUGGUUAAAACACCAGUUCCUAAAUAUGUCCUUGUUUUGUGAUCGCAAGAGUGCGGAGUACUGCCAAACGCAAAGUGCCUUUUCAAGCAAUGAGCAGGAAUCCCAUAUAAUCCAGACAAAGUCGCCUCAAUCCAAACACAAGACCCCACCAUGUGAUGUCACAAGAAGCAUUGGAAAGUCACUGCCUGCCACCCCUUCUGCCAACCAGCAGCCUCUUCACAGAUACAGCACUUCAAGGACGGAUUCAAACGGCAGUGAUCUAUGAUUGAAAAGUGGAGAUGGCUACUACAUCAUCCAUAGCGUGUGCAUGCGCUGGCCCGUGGCCUUCUUAUUUGUUCAGUGUUUAAUUUAUUACAACGUUCCCCGAUGUCUGGGUCUUUCUAUUGCUACAGCAUUCACUGCCCUGCAUACAUUACAUGGGUUGCCUGUCUGUCCUCGGCACUGAAGCCGUGAGCCCAUGGCUUGUUGGCGGCUUCUUCUUCUUUGUGUCUCUUGUAUGUAGUAUGUCUGACAUUCUAUGUUGUGAAUGUUUUUCUCUCAGGGAAUAAAGUUUAAAGGAAUAUAUCAUGGCCUUAAAUUGGCAUAAUGCGUUUAAUGCCUGCUCUGUUGAUGACUGCAGAUAUUUACAAGGCCUCUGAACAGAGUUCAGUUUAGAAAAUAUUGACGUGCAGAGAUUUAGCCGGGGUGGCCUGCUGGUAGGCUACAGACUGGCAAACAUAAACUACAUUUUAGGAUUGGAGGUGACCAAAGUCUUCACAAAUGAUGCUCACAAAGUGCAAACUUAAAUAUCCAGCAGCAAGUAGUUAACUUGGAUCUCUGUAGAGCAAGCAAGGAUACAAUCAGAUUAUUCACCUGCUGACUGUGGAUAGUUGCUGAACCACUGGCAGGUUCAUAAGUAUGUCCAACCACUGAAUAUACAUAUAUGCUGUGGCAACAUAACCCAACUAAAGGGCAAGGCCCAAUCUUUAAGUUCACUUGUGGUUGGACUCUAAUGUUCUGAGAUUGCACCAGUAUGUUAUGGGAUGUGCGGUUGGCUCAUUGCUGCUCAUCUAGGAGAUAUCUGCCUGAUGCAGCCAGUCAGUAUUGGCUGUAAGUUGUUCAAUAGCUGCUCAUCUACAGCUUGGGCACUGGCUGUUGAGUAGUUCGUCAACAACCAUAGCUUUCCAGGUUUCCACCAUUGAGAAGUACUUGUUGGUACUCCCUUAGUAUGCUGAUUUUGCUAAUAUACAGCUAUAUCCAUAUCAAACUAUACAUCUGAACCCCCCCCCCCCCUGCCCUUUUGGUUGUCAUUGCUCCUUGAACAGCAUGAAAUUCCAAUUUUACCGGUAGCCUAAACCUAGCAGAUUUUGUUUUGCGAGACAGUAUUCCUCAAGCUAGGGAGUCGCUAGGAUCUUCAUGGUGAUUUCUGUAGCAGCAUGCGUCUAGUAGACUGCCUGCGCCGAGUCGCUAGGAUUUUUAAACUAGUGAUUUAUGUAGCAGCAUGCGUCUAGUAGACGGCCUGCGCUGAUUUGCUAGAAACUUCGAACUAAUGAUUUUGUAGCAGCAUGCGUCUAGUAGACGGCCUGCGCUGAGUCAGUCGCUAGGAACUUCCAACUAGUGAUUUUGUAGCAGCAUGGGGCUAGUAGACUGCCUGCGCCGAGUCGCUAGGAACUUUGAACUAGUGAUUUUGUAGCAGCAUGGGGCUAGUAGACUGCCUGCGUUGAGUCGCUAGGAUUUCAAACUAGUGAUUCUUGUAUCGGCAUGCAUCCAGUAGACUGCCAGUGCUGAGUCGCUAGGAUUUUGAGCACCAACAGAGUUUUUUUUAAAUGCCCCUCCCCCUGCAGUGUUUCUCAUUAGCUCGGCUCUUAAUCCGCUCUAUUAGCCCAAAAUGCAUCAAAGCACUUGAAAAAAUGAUUUAAUCUUCUAAAUUUUAUUAUGUGUGGCUUUGAUUAUAAAAUAUGUAUUCUGUACCUACACACAUUAAAGAAGGUCAUUUUAUAAGUUGAGCCUUGUUUGCUGUGAUGUGACGGCACCGAGAACUACCCUUGGUACCGGAACAGAAGUGAAGCUGCGUUUUCACAGGGUGCUGGAUCAUUUUAUUGCUGUUUCGCCCACACAAUGACUUCUGUACCUCUGUAGAUCCAAUCAGAUUGUCUAUUUGCAUAACUGGCUUUGCUUGUAUAAUAUCAUUUCUGCCAGUAACCUGUUUAGAGUAGACAGAUGAAUUUAUGACAAGGAAAGAUUAUUUGGCAGAAAACGGGUGAAGUAUUGCGUAGAAUAUUUUGUGCUGUGCUUAAUGGAUCACUCCACUGUAAAGUGAAAUCUUAAUUUUUAGUAGGGUAUCGGUGGGAAUAAUCACCUGCUGGUUUCAAUGAGACAUCAGGGGCGGUAUUUUCCUGCAGUAGUUUGUGUCUAUGUCCCUCUCCCACAAGGUCAUGAUAAUGUGAUUUUUGCAGGAGGCAGUGUGACCACUAUCUAUGCAAUGGCCAUGAUAGUUGGCUGAAACUGGGAAGAAUAUCCCACCGUUCAAUUUCCUGGGAGAUGCCAAAAAAAAGCGUAUAAUUGUGAAUUAUUCCACGUGGAGUUUGCAUUUUAAGCAUGAGAAAUACUUGCACUUUCUUCAAUGUUCUUCUCUUUUUAUGAAAACUUUAAAACACUGCUUUUCUUAUUACUGCAAAGACGCAUUGAUGAUGUCCAAAGCUUUUAGUAACCAAUAACGGCCAUGCAGAUUUCAGUUUUCUGCAGUCAUGUGAUCAGGAUUGAAUUUUGAUUGGCUCAUGUGGGUUACAGCACUCAUUUCACUUUGCUGUAUGAGGUGAGCCUGUAAAUCUGCCCUGAGAUGUAAGGUGGUUUGUUGACCCAUAAGCGCUGACUCCGCAGAAAGCAGCACAAUGACCAUGGCAGAACUAAAGCUUUAUCAUCAUCGGUUUCCUCCCAGCUUUUUUAAGUUAUUUUUAACCUGUAUGGUCCUUAGGUUUUUGCAAUCUAAUAUUUUUUGGAAGAGGGUAAUGAACAGUUUCUGGUUCAAACUGCAACCUGUGUGGAUGUCGCGAUUGACAUCUUCAUAACGGCCUAGCAAAAUGAAAUUGUUCCCAAGCGGACCUAUAACAGUGAGGGGGGGGGGGGGGUUAAUGG